AUGUCUGACGCCCAGAAGCCUGUUGAGGAGACCCCCGCGGCUGCUCCUGCUGAGACUCCUGCGGCCGAGCCUGCUGCUGCGGACGCUCCUGCCGCCGAAGCUCCCAAGGAGACUCCCGCGGAGACCAGCGAGCCCGCGGCCGAGUCUGCGGCUGCCCCUGCCGAAACCACGGAAGCCGCUGCGGAGCCGGCCAAGGAGGAGGCCGCCAAGGAGAACAAGGAGGUCACUCCGGCUACUGAUGGAGUGCUCGGUUACAAGGCGCCUGGUCUCGUGAAGAGCCUGCGCUUCUCCAAGCGCUAUUUCUACUUCAGCGACGAGGCCGUCGAGGCCAAGAACCUGUCCGCCGCCGCUGCCGCUCCCUCCACUGCCGCCUGGGCCACCCAGACCGGCAAGGGCCUGCUUUUCUUCGCCAAGCGUGCUGAGGACAAGGCUACUCCCGCUGGCAUCUUCAAUCUGUCUGAGGUCACCGAUGUGACCAAGGAGGGCUCCAACGAGUUCUCUUUCAAGGUUAACGGCCAGAAGCACGCCUUCCAGGCCAGCAACACCACCGAGCGCGACAGCUGGCUGGCCGCUAUCGAGGCCAAGACCGCGGAGGCCAACGCUGAGAAGGAAACCGUGACCGCCAGCGAGGCCUACAAGGCUGAGCUCGAGAAGUUCAGCAAGCCUGCCGAGAAGAAGGCUGAGAAGGCCAAGGAGCCUGCUAAGGACGAGUCCGCCCCGGCUGCCGAGGACAAGGCCAACGCCAAGAGCCGCUCUCAGUCUCGCAAGCGUGCCAGCAUCUUCGGUACCAUCCUUGGAAAGAAGGAUGCUGAGGAGAAGAAGGAGGCGAAGGAGGAGGCCCCCAAGGAGGAGCCCGCCGCGGAGGCCAAGACUGAGGAGGCUGCUGCUGCUGCUGAGCCUGCUGCUGCUGCUGAGACCAACGCUGAGGCCUCUGGCGCCGCCACCGAGGCCCCUGCUGCUGAGGCGACUGAAGACAAGAAGGAAGAAAAGAAGGAGGAGGACAAGAAGGAGGAGAAGAAG
Messenger RNA from Rasamsonia emersonii CBS 393.64, 1020 nucleotides. RefSeq lists its product as uncharacterized. The transcript is spliced from 3 exons. Lineage: Eukaryota; Fungi; Ascomycota; Eurotiomycetes; Eurotiales; Trichocomaceae. The annotation marks the transcript as partial. The record is from RefSeq and is a predicted model, not a curated record.